Molecule: messenger RNA, 7668 nt
Organism: Corylus avellana
Lineage: Eukaryota; Viridiplantae; Streptophyta; Magnoliopsida; Fagales; Betulaceae
Source: RefSeq, a predicted model, not a curated record
CAAUAAUAUAUCCCAUACACCUCUGCAUCAUCAAUAAUUCCCUCAAGAUCGGUUUACUUGACUCACCACCCACAACCCACAAAUGGCUGAAAUAGUUCUCUACGACACUGCUGGGAGCAUCAUUAGGAGUUUGAGCUCUCUUGCUCUCCAAGAGAUUGGAGUGUUAUGGGGUUUCAAAAAUGAGCUUCGAAAGCUCGGGGACACCGUUUCCACCAUCCAAGCUGUGCUUUUGGACUCGGAGGAGAAGCAGGCCCAUAACCAUGCGAUCAAAGAUUGGCUUCGAAAGCUCAAGGAUGCCAUGUACGACGCCGAUGACUUGCUGGAUGACUACUCCACUCAACUUCUACGCCGACAACUGAUGACACGGGAUAAGAAGAUGGCAAAACAAGUACGCAUCUUCUUUUCCAAAUCGAACCAGCUUGUAUAUGGCUUUAAAAUGGGUCAUAGGAUCAAGGCAGUUAGGGCAAGACUGGAUGAAAUUGCAAUUGAUAGGAUCAAAUUUGGCUUCAAUGAGCACACCACAGCGACACAGUUUGAGCAUGUGAAAAGACAAGAUACACACUCAUUUGUACAUGGGGAAGAUGUCAUUGGGAGAGAGGAUGAUAAGGAGUCUAUUAAAAAGCUGUUAUUCGAUCCCAAUAUGAAUGAGAAGAAUGUUUCCAUAAUUCCCAUAGUUGGGAUUGGUGGACAAGGAAAGACCACGCUUGCGCAGUAUGUGUACAAUGACGAGGAGGUUCGAAGACAUUUUGACUUGAGGAUGUGGGCAUGUGUCUCUGAUCCUUUUGACGUGAAAACUAUCAUUGUAAAGCUUAUAGAAUCUGCGACUAAGGAGAGACCUAAAAGCCUUGAGAUGGAUCCAUUGCAAAGUGAGCUUCGAGCAAAAAUUGAUGGGAAGCGAUAUUUACUUGUUUUAGACGAUGUGUGGAAUGAGAAUCAUGGUACAUGGUCCAACUUGGAAAAGUUGUUAGUGGGUGGCCUAAGAGGAAGCAAAGUUUUGAUUACUACACGUAGCGAAAAGAUUGCAGAGAUUACAGGUACAAUUUCACCAUAUCCUUUGAGAGGUUUAUCUGAAAGCAGUUCUUGGAAUUUAUUUAAGAAAAUGGCAUUUAAAAACGGGGAAGAGCCAAAUAAUCCAAAGCUAGUAGAAAUUGGAAGGGAGAUCAUACAAAAGUGUGCACAAGUUCCUCUUGCUAUAAGGAGCAUUGGGAGUCUAUUAUAUUUCAAAAAUUCGGAAGAUGAUUGGUUGUACUUUAAAAACCAUGAUCUUUACAAAAUAACUCAACAAGAAAAUGAUAUUUUUCCAAUACUUAAGUUGAGUUAUGAUCAUCUCCCAUCACACUUAAAGCAAUGUUUUGCCUUUUGUUCAUUGUUUCCAAAAGAUUAUGAAAUUGAAAUGAAGGUGUUGAUUCAGUUAUGGAUAGCUCAAGGCUUUCUUCAUUCAUCAUAUGGAAAUAGACAUCUUGAAGAUAUUGGUCAUGAAUAUUUUAUGGAUUUGCUUUGGAGGUCGUUUUUCCAAGACGUACAAAGAGAUAUAGUUGGUGAAAUAGGAAAGUGCAAAAUGCAUGACCUUAUUCACGAUCUUGCACAGUCAGUAGCAGGUGAGGAGUGCACAAUUUUAUAUCCAGAUAGAGAAAAAGUAGAUGGAAGAACUCGUCAUGUGGCAUUUCAUUCUUCAGAUUCAUUACCAGAUAUUCCUGCUCUUUUGCCCAAGCCUAACAAAAUAAGAACACUUCUUCUACGCAUUCCAAUACUUCCAGGACUUGAUGAUGUAUUUAACUGGAACAAUUCAGUACUUGAGUUGAAUAAGCCAGUCUUUAAUACACUUAUUUCAAGUUUUAAAUGCUUGCGUGCUUUGAAUUUGAGUCGGUCGAAUAUUCAAAAAGUGCCGAAUUCCAUUGGAAAGUUAGAGCAUUUAAGAUUUCUAGAUCUGUCUAGGAAUGAAGAUAUCAAACUACUCCCUGCUUCUAUAACUAAAUUGCAGAAUUUGCAAACACUAAGACUUGAGUUUUGUCGUGGGCUUAAAGAAUUGCCAGAAGAGACUGGAAACUUAAUCAGCCUUAGGCAUCUUGGGCUAGAAGGGUGUGAUAGCUUGACUCAUAUGCCUCAUGGACUGGGAAAAUUGAUUACUCUCCAAACAUUGUCGCUAUACAUUUUAGGGAAGAAAAAAAGUUUUCUUUCCAAGCCAAAGGGUGGGCUAGGGGAGCUGGAUGGUUUAGAUGAGUUGAGAGGAGACUUAUUAAUCAAGGGUUUAGAGCACUCGAGAUAUUCUCCAUCAAAAGCAAAGGCUGCAAACUUGGAGAGGAAGCAACAUCUUCAAUGGCUGAUGUUAGAGUGGGACCCAGAACCUAGUGAUGAAAGUGAUAAGGCAAUUGCAAAUGAUGAACAACUAUUGCAAAACCUUCGGCCGCACCUAAAUUUGAAAUUAUUAUCUAUAGCUGGGUAUGCAGGUGUGAGGUUAUCUAGUUGGGUGUCCUCGCUCUCAAAUUUGACUUCUAUUAUAAUAUCUGAUUGUAAAUGGCUUCAACAUAUCCCACCAUUGGACCGAUUCCCUUUUCUCGAGCGUCUUUUUCUUACUAACUUAAAUGAGUUGGAGUACAUAAGCAAUGAUGGUAGUGACGUGUCCUCUUCUCCCCUCAAAUUUCUCGCACUUGCUAAUUUGCCAAAGUUGAGGGGAUGGCUAAAGACGAGGGAAACAGAUCAUCUUCCAUUAUUCCCUUCAUUUCCUUCCCUUUCUUUUUUAAGUAUACAGAAUUGCCCUAUGAUGUCUCUAACAACACCCUCCUCUCCCUCUCCCCUUUCCGAUCUCUCCAAAUUGAAGUAUCUUUAUCUUCUGGAAUUAGAGCAACUUGAAUAUCUACCACUAGAGUGGCUGCAGAACCUCACUUCUCUUGAGACCCUAGGGAUUUUCGAUUGUCGUAAAAUGAGAAUAUCAAUUUCUCCACUCUUUCAACAUCUCACCUCACUUGAAAAUCUGACUAUUCUUCGCUGCAAAGAACUUACCAGCAAUGAGAAUGAAGAUGGCGCACAUGGCCUUGGACCUACAAGAUUUGGUCAUCUAUCUAUCAUUGGUGUUCCAAAUUUGGUUUCUCUCCCAAGAGAGCUUAGAGAUGUUACCACUCUGCAAGGGCUUCAAAUUAUGGUUUGCCCUAGUUUGGUGUCUUUACCGGAGUGGAUAAGCGAUCUCACUUCACUUCAGGAGCUUGAAGUCGUAAAUUGUCCGAAGUUAAUAUCACUGCCCGAAGGUAUGCGCCGCCUCACCUCUUUACAUCAUUUGACAAUUGCAGAGUGUCCUUGCUUGGAGGAAAGAUGUGAACAAGGAACGGGAGAGGAUUGGCCAAAGAUUGCUCAUGUCCCAAACUUUCGUAAAGGCGGCGAUGGUAAUCUCAAAGAAUGGAUAGCAAGCCGAAUUCGCCAAUAUCUUGAGGAAGCAUCUACUUUCCCGUAUGGACGCUUCUUGAGACAAUCAGAUUUGAGCAAAGCUCGAAUACUUACAAUACAAUUGAAGCUCUGGCAUACAUGGAUUUAAGAUUUGGAGCCAACUCGAAACUUUUUCACUCUGCAGCUAAGCAUUAAGUUGAGAAGUCCGGAAUUUGAGAUGGAAAAAUUAAGAAAAAUCUAUAUGAUUCCUGGAAUAUCAUCUUAAGGCUUGGUCUUUUAAUUAUCUUCUCAAAGAUCAUAAGGUGCUGAAAGCUGAAGCAGUAGAUAUUAGCCUUGGAGUGGAUCUGGAGGCGUUUGUGAAAAGGGUGCUCCAUGUCAAUUGCCGAAAAAGAGACAAUUCCUCUUAUACGUGCUGGCCUGUAACUUUUAUUUGUCUUUGCCCCUGGUCCCAUGUUCCAUUUCCUCUUGCCUUGGAAUUGUGCCCUUUUCACUUAACUCACUCCUUCCUUGAUCGAAAAAAUAUCAUUUCACAACAGAGGCCAAGAAGGGAGCUUUAAAAUGAAGCUCUUCUUUUUUUCCCUUUUGAAGGAAACCCUGGGAAAGAGGUGGGGAGCUGGGAGUUGGGCUCAAGAGUUGUUUGGGUCUGUCAGCUUGAGCAGCAACUGUUUGAUCAUGUUUUCCCAUCUUCUUCAGAGGAUGUUUCAAGUUUGGCUCCAUUGAUUAGUCCUCUGUUUAUUGAUCAAAUAUUCUCCUCUUUUUCCAUGUGGUGCCAUGGUUGAGGCUUAUUCAAUAGAAAGUAUAAUUUGUAAUACAGUGGGGAUCAAUCAGAGUUUUCAUGGCUAUGAUCUAGUUAGCUUAACCAACUUCAAUUUCAUGUGCUUUUUGUAACUUUACAAAGUUGAACUGAAGUUUGUGACUUUGUUCUGCAGCUUGAUGUGAUAUUGCAACUCAGAUACAAGUGAAGGAAGAUGGAUCUAAGAGGAGGUUUGCUACUUAUGAUUAAGUUGUCCUUUAGCUUAUAAUUUGUUCUUCAUUUUUAUGUUUCUCUUGUGGACCGAAGAGGAGGUCAUACUUUGAAUGAAGUUCGAUAAUUGUUUGCAAAGAAUGGGUGCAUUGAUCUAUUGUUUUAUUAUGCAUUUUUCUCUCCAAUUUACAGCUUACUUUAUAUAGAGACAGCUGAUAGACCUGGAUUACUGGUAGAAAUCAUCAAUAUUAUUGCUGAUUUCAACAUUGAUGUGGAAUCAGCAGAGAGUGACGCAGAAAGACUUGCAUAAAAAAUCAUCAAUUGAUGAAGUGGAUGUGAGAAUCAUUGGGGGAUUUCUACAAUAUUCUGGGAUAUGUCAGCCUCACUUGUACUCAAACCAAUGGAAACUAUAUAGAGCACUUUCAUGAUGAGGAAGAUUGGGUUUCUUCCACUUGCUUGAAAGCAUUUUAAUCUCGAAAGGCAGUGAGAAUGCUUGCUUGUCUUCAAGUGAAAUCAGUUGUUUUGCUGACUGGAAUUGAAGAUCAUGUUAGCCAUCCACUCUGUUUAUGUGUCUCUUGUUAGUGCAGUGCUCAUAUUGAUCUCAAUUGUUGUAAAAUGCGAAUAUCCAUGUCUCCCCUCUUUCAACAUCUCACCUCACGUGAAAAUCUGUCUAUUCUUCGCUGCAAGGAACUUAUCAGCAAUGAGAAUGAAGAUGGCACAGGAUGCCUUGGACCUACAAGAUUUGGUCAUCUAUCUAUAAUAGAUGUUCCAAAUUGGUUUCUCUCCCAAGAGAGCUUAGAGAUGUUACCACUCUCCAAGGGCUUCAAAUUAUGUACUAUCCUAGUUUGGCAUCUUUGCCAGAGUGGAUAGGCGAUCUCACUUCACUUUAGGAGCUUGGAAUCGUAAAUUGUCCGAAUUUAAUAUCACUGCCCGAAGGUAUGCACCGCCUCACCUCUUUACGUCGUUUGAUAAUUGCGAAGUGCCCUCGCUUGGAGGAAAGAUAUGAACAAAGAAUGGGAGAGGAUUGGCCAAAGAUUGCUCACGUUCCAAACUUUCAAAAUGGCGGAGAUGGUAAUCGUAUAGAGUGGAACGCAAGCCAAACUUGCCAAAUUUAUCAGGAACAAUUGAAGGUUUUACGUAUAGACGCUUCUUCGAACCUUGCCGACAAUCAGAUUUGAAGCAACAGGAGCUUUGAAUAUAUUACAACAGAGCUUUGAAUACUAACAUAGAGAUACUUUCAGAUCUGCAUAUCACCCACUAAUUUCAUUUUUCUGCCGAGCAGAAUGAGCUUCGUGAUGAGAAGUAGAGGCUCAAGGCUGGCAAAGAGAAGUUGGAGGAGCAAGUGAAAGCAAUGAGUGCUCAACCAGGCUCCCUGCCUCAUCCCUCUGCAAUGUUGGGAGACAGCAAUUCAUGAAAUGGGUUGUGGGAAUCAUGUGCGGAUUACUGGAAUCUGUUUGGAUAAGACAGCCUUAAUUCUUCAAAGAGACCGAGUAUGGCCGGCUAAGAAGGCAGACGCAAACAAGGGACUUGAGAGAUAUGCAUAGAAAAGCAUCAAUUCAUGAAAUGGAUGUUCAUUGGGCGAUUUAUGCAAUUUGCUCAGAUGUGUCAGCCUCACUUGUACACAAAACAAUGGACAAUAUACAGAGGACUUCCAUGAUGAGGAAGAUUGGGUUCUUUCACUUGCUUGAAAGCAUUUUUACCCCAAAAGACAGUGAGAACUUCUGUAUUGAAGCUUAUUUAUGAUGCCCUUGAAAUUGAUUGAAUGCUUCUUACCAUGGUUGGUAAGACCACUUAGUGACGAAGAAGCGAGGUGUUUUCUUCAGAAUACGAAUAUGCCAGGUUCAUUAUCAGUUAUUAAUAAUUUAAGCUAAUGGUUGUUCGAAAAGCGUGUGAUUUGCUUGUUAUCUGUUCUACUUGUAGAGCUCUCUGAUGCAGCUCUUGAUUCCGAUUCUACACCGGUCAUACUCUUUUUCUGGCCGGGUCUACAAGGAAUGCUUACUUGUCUUCAAGUGUAAUUGGUUGCUUGACUGGAACUGAAUAUCAUAAAUUUAAAAUAUUAGGCACUGAUGCCUAUGAAAGCCUGGAUCAUAGUAAUCUCACUUUCAAGGCUGGAUGGAAUGAGAUACUUGAAUGUUGGAGCAACAACUGGUGAAAUUUCAAAUUAUGAAGAUUUACUUGAAUGUUCUCUGCUGAUUGCUCUGGCAAGUUAUUUACAUGCAGAUUCUGCCAUGAUAAAGGAAGCUACAGCUGAAAUAUUGUGUAUGCAGUGCUUGAAAAUUCAGCCUGUUGGACCAGUUUGCUCAAUUCCUUCCUGUGGUAGACUAUUGAUAGCAGAGUACUAUUGGUUCUCUCCUUUGCCUGUUGCCUUGAACUGGCUAAGCUAUUGAGUCUUGUUACUGACUUGUUUGAAAUAGGCACAAGAAGAAGAAGAAGAUGGCAGAAAGAUGUGCCUCCCUUUUGGUAUUCCAGAAUGUACUAUGAAAUGGGUGAAGCUAUCAUAAGUGUGGGUUGUGCGGAUCCUUUGAUAGCAGUCUACUUAAGAAAAUGAAGAUGCAGGGUUAUUAUGCAUACCAUAGUAAGAGAGAAGGAGGAUUCUAUCCUGGUGCCUAGAAGGCCGGCCAAAACAGACAAGGCUGCCAUUUUGAGUGAUGCUAUGUGACUAAUGUGAGUGGUGACCCAGUUACAAAGUGAAGCCCAGAAGCUAAAUGAAUUAAAUGAGGAUUUGAAAAUGAAGAUUAAAGAAUUGAAGGCUGAGAAGAAUAAGCUUCGUGAUGAGAAGUAGAGGCUCAAGGCGGACACAGAGAAGUUGGAUUUGAAGUAUCGAUGCUUCUUCAGACCUUUCUGACAAUCAGAUUUGUGCAAAGCUCUAAUAUUUCCUGUGGAAAUUUCUACAAUCUGUUUGGAUAUGACAAUCUCACUUCUUCCAAGUGACUAAUUUUGACUGGUUAUACCCACUUAUUUCUAAGAAGGAAGAGACAAACAAGAGACUUGCUUGAUAUUGAUAUUGUAACUCAUAUACAAGUCAAGGAAGAUGGACCAAAGAGGAGGUUGAUCUACGGGGGAUCUCCCUUUGAGACAAAGGAGUACUGCUUUCUCUUUUGCAGCAAUUAGCCUGUGAUAUCAAUAACGAUCUACCCUAAAAAACUUGUUUGGAUGAUAGAUGUGGCUAAUGUCAUAAUCCCAAUAGAUCUGAUGAUUGCAAUGCAUGUGCGGCCCAUAUUUGACCAAGUCUGUAACAUACUCAACCAUCAAUGUAGCUAGCCUACAAUUACUAGUGUUGAGCUCACAAUUGUUCAGCUUCUAUUGCAUGUCAUGAAUUCCAUGCU